Gastrolobium bilobum is the source of this 889-nucleotide messenger RNA. RefSeq lists its product as uncharacterized. Bases 25 to 693 code for a protein of 222 amino acids. The record is from RefSeq and is a predicted model, not a curated record. The transcript has 6 exons. Lineage: Eukaryota; Viridiplantae; Streptophyta; Magnoliopsida; Fabales; Fabaceae. Gene Ontology annotation, biological process: lipid metabolic process.
AUCAAUCUUCGCAAAAAAGGAACCAUGAAAGGAAGAAUGGGACUAUUGUUUCUUGUUCUAUUGGGUGCUGCCUGGGCUUGUGAUGCAAGAGGACUGGCAAACCGUGAUCAUUGGAACACUAAUACAGCAAACUCUGGCACUGCUGAAAUAAACAGAAAACCAGAUGUGUGUGCACUUUGUGAGGAAUAUACUGCCAAGGCACUUGAUUAUCUAAAUGCAAACAAGACCCAGAAUGAGAUCAUUGAUAUCCUUCGCAAUACUUGCUCUCAACUUCUUUCUUUUAAGCAGCAGUGCAUCACUUUGGUGGACUAUUAUGCUCCUCUUUUCUUCGUAGAAAUUGCUUCAAUUCAGCCUGGAGAUUUCUGCAACAAGGUCAACCUCUGUCAGCACAUUGCAAGUAUUUCCUUACAAGUUCAAGAACAUAGCUGUGAGUUUUGCAAAGAUACUGUUUCAGAGCUAUUGGCUAAGUUGAAAAAUCCUGACACUGAGCUAGAGAUAAUUGAGACACUACUGAAGGUGUGCAAUUCGGUGGAUAAGUAUGCAAAUAAGUGCAAGAGGCUAGUAUUCCAGUAUGGACCCUUGGUUUUUCUCAGUGCAGAGAAAUUCCUGGAGACAACAGAUAUAUGCACUGCAUUACAUGCCUGCAAGCUUUCGACAGUAGUUGACCAGAAAGCCUCUCUAUCUGUCUAUUAAUUAUGUGAACAAAGUUAUACCGGAUUUACAGUGCACUUGUUGCUAAGGGUGCUAUAUAUAUAUAUAUAUACAUAUAUAUAUUGAGAGUGUGUUUAAAUUUGAUACACUAUCAGUGUAAAGUUUUUUAUACUAUCAUCUGAUGAUGUGUUGGCACAAUAUUAAAAAGUUACUUCCUAUGGAGUAUCUGUGAUAGUCA